Messenger RNA from Esox lucius (northern pike), 2467 nucleotides. Its product is annotated as G2/M phase-specific E3 ubiquitin-protein ligase. Bases 1316 to 2278 code for a protein of 320 amino acids. Lineage: Eukaryota; Metazoa; Chordata; Actinopteri; Esociformes; Esocidae. The transcript is spliced from 8 exons. The record is from RefSeq and is a predicted model, not a curated record. Gene Ontology annotation, cellular component: nucleus. Gene Ontology annotation, molecular function: ubiquitin-protein transferase activity.
UUGACAGUGCCACAUUUUAAGUAAAAAGGUGACAUUAUUUGUGAGAGAGCCUUUUCAGAUUUUUAGUUGUAUUGUAUUGUUUCAUCAGCUUAAUUUAAGUGAAUCAAAUGGUUUAAUGUUGGCCUAGCCUACACUGUCACCAGUUUUAGUGAAAUGUUGAAGGACAUAAAUUAUUGAAUGACAACUAACUUUACAGUUGUUGUGUUCUAGAAAUAAAAUAGCCUAUAAUGUGUUAUGGGUUAAUAAGAGGAUGAACACAUCAAGUAUGUCUGCUUUGUUAUGUAGGGCCAAAAUUCAACAUCACAAUACUUUCAACAAAGAUGUCAUCCUUCUUACAAAGCCAUCAAGCAGUGUCGUCGUCAAGCAUCUCACUAAACAACGGUUACACGAACUCGGACAUAUACUGAAUGGGUUUGAAUUCCAGAAGUCUUGGGACCUGAAGACUGUCACUGAACAAAUAAGGGAUGCCUUUGGAGAAAAACUGUCUGCUGAAGUGAGGAACUGGAUGCAAAUCUCAUUCACAAAGUAUAUAAAUCGAAAGCCCUAUACCUCAGACCAUCAAAGCCAAUUUUGGUACUGGAUGAUGAUCCUUUCAAGGAUGAUAGCAGCGAUGACAACAAUUCUUGUUCCAAUCGCCAACUGCGGUCCUCAUCUCUAAUGCAAGCUAGACACUCUUAUGCAUCUUCAGACAGUUUGACCAGUCCGACAACUGCCUCCCCAUCAAACAAUACUUCUGCAGUUCAGUCUUUUGCCUCAUCAUUUGGAUGUGAAGUGUUCUCCAUUCAUACUCCAGCCUCGUCCUACCACAGCAAUAUCUCCCCUAACACCACCAUUUCAGCAAGCGGUUCUUCUAAUCAACUGCCAGUAUGUCCUUCCACCAGUCAGCCUUCUACCCUACCAUUUGGAGGAACAACUUCAGUUGAUCCAACCCUGGUACUGACUUGGCCAAACAGUACAAGCUCACCCUACCAAAGUAGCACUUCAGCAAGUCAUUCCUCUGAGUUACCCUCUACCUCAACACACCAUCAAGCAACAAACUAUGAUAACUACCUUUCAAUAAUGUCUGUACUGUCUGAUCUUUCCUCUGAUGAGGAGGAACUGAACCAGGCUAUACUAGCAAGCUUGCAUAGUGAAAGGACCACAGGAUGUUGGAUGCCAGCAAGAGAGAUCUUGCAAGAUCUUGCAACAAAAAUAACCCAACAGAAGAGAUGCAAGUUUAACAUUAACCGAUCAACAGUCUUGGAUGGAGCCAUCAGAGGUUUAAUGAGGGACAUAUGAUCCAUGCCACACUAUUUCUGUCAGAUUUUCUGAUGAUAUGGGAGUACCUGAAGAGGCUGUGGACUUGGGUGGACCAAGAAGAGAAUUUCUAACACUGCUUAUGGAAGCUUUGCCAAGAUCUCAAAUGUUUGAGGGAGAAGAAGGCAAAAUGAACUUGUCCUUUGACAGUACUGCUAUGAGAGAGGACCGGUACUUCAUUGCAGGCAGGGCCAUCGCAGUAAGCCUUGUACACGGUGGACCUCCCGCAGGCUUUCUGUCCCCAACCCUCUUCUCUUGCCUUGCUGAUGGCCCAGAAUUGGCAAAGCCAGUAUUGGCAGAUGUUGCAGAUAGUGACCUACGUGACAAAAUCAAAAGGGUCAUAGAGUGUAAAACAUUUGAAGAACUGCUAGCAACCACAGAGCCACUUGAGGAGUAUUUGGCCAAUGCUGGCUGCCUGAGGCCGCUGAGAAAGUUGGAAGACAAGAACUUGCUUGUAGAUGACAUCCUGAUGUUUCAAGUGAUGCACAGAGUGCGUGGUCCUUUCGAGAGAUUUAGGGAUGGACUGAGAACACUUGGUGUGCUGGACAAAAUCAAAGCUCAUCUGGAGAGUUUCCGCCCCCUUGUUUGCUGGUCUCCUACAACCCUCACAGCUGACCUGGUUGAAAGCCUCUUCACCAUCCGCCUUUCUCCAGCUGGCAGCAAUAAAAGGCAUUCUGAAGAAGUUGUUGUUCCUUUCUGGAGAGACUACCUAACAGAUGCAGAAGAGCAAGAAGAAACACAGAAGCUAGGGAGGAUUCUCGCCUUUGCCACUGGAGCCAAUAUUGUUCCACCAAUUGGCUUCUCUCCACAGCCUUCAAUUGAAUUUCUUCACCCGGAGCAUGAUGCAGGAACUACCUCUAAACUACCAAUUGCAAACACAUGCAUCAAUUGUCUGAAGUUACCACUGCACACUUCUUACAAAGACUUUAAGGAAAACAUGGACUUUGCAUUGGGCAAUACCCAUGGUUUUGGCAUGGCUUAAUAUGCAUGCAGAGAGGCCUUCUUCUCAGUAUUCUGUUGUAAGGUCUAACUCACACACAGAUACUGUAGAUAAAUACAUGAAGCAGCACUGAAGUAAUCACAAAACAGUUCCUGACACGCAUAUAUUUGGUGUCUCAUCAUUCCACAAUUUGGGUGUUUUUUUGUGUGCAAAAUACACAUUUGUUCCAUA